CAUUGCGGCCUAGUCAUUUGGGCGCAAAAAUCCGGCCCCGCACCCUAUGAUACCCGAAGACCGUAUAGAUGACUGACCUCUGGAGUCUGGUGAAUUCCUGGAAGAUUGGAUGUGAUCCAACAAAGACAAGAGUUGACCAUGAGGUCAGCUGCUGUUUAUUCUCAUUACCCUCAACGGAUGCUUGGACAUGAUGAAGACGAUGACUAUGAAGAAGAGGAUGAAGAGGAUGACGAAGAGGAUGAAGACGAAGAUGGGGACGAAGAUGACGACUCAGACACCAGUUUGAGCUCCGCUUUAUCCUUAUCAUUCGGUCGUCCUUGUCAUCAUCACGCCACUCGAGAUCGAUUACAUUCUUCAAUAUCAGCUUGCUCUUCAGCUUCAACCUCAUCCGCAUCCGCAUCAGUAUCAGCUCAAGGCCCAAGUUUUCCUGGAUCAAGACGGCGGAUUAAAAAUGCUCUGGUGGUCUUGAGUACUCGAAGAGCUAUCACCAAUCGAGCUUGGAAUGAUCUUUGGAAUGCUUUGCAGACACUUGAAGUGGUUCUCAAUCAAACUCCUUCAUCAGAUCUUGGUGUCUUCUUUCCAAUCUACGCCCGGAUCUCCACUGAUAUGGAAAUCCUCUUGGAGAAUAUCGCUGUUCAAGACAAAGAUUAUCGACGUGGACUGAGCUCUUCGGAAGCAAAGGCAUUGGCGAUUCUAUUGCAAAAAUGGCCGAAGAUGGUUACAGAGCCAAGGUGGGGUUUUGUACGUCAAACCGUCGAGAACGUGCCUAAGCCAAUCGCAAUCCAAACGGUCGAUCGACCUACUUCACAACUCUUGGCGUGUCUCGAAGCUAUCAUUCUUCUCGGUUCACCUCGAAAGCUUUCGUUGGCUAGAUUAGGUCUUGAUCAUUUACCACUGGCACUUUUGAAUCUUGACGAGGUGGUGAGUUGGUAUUUGAGCUUCGAGGGGUCACCUACUCCACCAGGCCGUCUUGAAGAAGUACUAGGAUCAAUCAAGUUACUCGACUUGUCCCGUAAUCAGCUUACUGUCCUUCCGAAUUCGUUGCCAUGCGCUCUACCGUGUCUUGAAAGCCUCAAUUUGUCUCAUAAUCCAUUCUUGACUAUACCCACGAGCCUGACUCGGUUUAGGUACCUAGAGAGACUAAGCAACAAGGGUACUCGACGUCGGAAAAGCAAUGUUCGCUCAAUUUGGACCGAAAUCGGAAACAAAACUCAAACAGAAGUGACUUCAUCAGAUGAGAAGGUACAAUCACUUGUGGUCAAUUGCAUUCGCCGCAUCCAAUGCUCACUGAAGCAUGGAGAAACAGUGGAUUUGAGUAGCUUGGCUGCACAUGUACGCCGUGCAGUCACAAACGGGUUCGACUGCGAAUCCUGUGGACAAUUUGUUGGACCAUCAGAUAGAUUAUCACCAAUAUACGAACGUGUUGUAUUAUUGUCACCGGCUAUUAGUCUGCCAAGUCCAGCGGACGAAGGACGAGGUCGUGAUGUAAGUGGGAGUAGCAGGGGAAAGACAGAGGUUAUGAAUGUAUUGGGCGACGCGGUUUCACCUCAUAGUUUAAGUUUGGCUGAACGAAUAGCGGUAGCAGUAGGAAGUCGUAGAAGAGAAUCUACAACACUUAUCAUUGGACCUAGAAGGCUUUGUUAUAAAUGUGCGAGAUUACAUCUUAGUUUUGAUUCAGUAGGAGGAAUUGAUUUAGAUCAGAAGGAAUGUGAAUGUGAUGGAUGUGAAGAAGAAAGGAAAAUCGUAGGAGAGUUGGGAUUAGUGAGGUGGGUAAGGAGAAAAGUGCCAAGAAAUGGACAGAAGGUUAUUCUAUGAUUAUGGUAAAUUUUAUGCAAUUUCGUUGAUUUGGCAAGCAUUUGUGAAUUGAAAUUUAUCGAUUAUUGAGAGUCAACAAAAGCAUGUAAAUUGGACUUCUUUUCUUUGUGUGAUGUGAUUGACAAUUUUAAAGCAUUCUUCC
Melampsora larici-populina 98AG31 is the source of this 1957-nucleotide messenger RNA. RefSeq lists its product as uncharacterized. The record is from RefSeq and is a predicted model, not a curated record. The coding region runs from base 139 to 1815 and encodes 558 amino acids. The transcript is spliced from 4 exons. Lineage: Eukaryota; Fungi; Basidiomycota; Pucciniomycetes; Pucciniales; Melampsoraceae. Gene Ontology annotation, molecular function: protein binding.